AACUGCCAAAUAUGCAAAACAAAGAGGACCGACAAGGGUCGUCGAGUAGAGUCAAGUCAUGACAUCCCGAUGAAUUUUCUCUAUAUGGCGAAAGCUUGCCUUGAUAUAUACGUCCAACUUCAGCAGCAACACUCAUUGGAGGGGGUUAUUUUCUAUUCAUAGAUAUAGAGCUCCUCUUCUUUCCUCUCCUGUCCUCUCCUCUCCAUCAAGUGUCUUAGAAUUAUGAAUAGUUUCCGAUAUUUUUCUCUAAUGGCUCGAGUAGUAGUGAUUGUUGCACUCUUGUUAGGUGCUGACACGACAUGGGCUCGACGCGGAUUGCAGUUUCGGAAGAAGCUAAUCGAAAAUGGCCUUGGCCUAACGCCUCAGAUGGGGUGGAACAGCUGGAAUCAUUUUCAUUGUAACAUAGAAGAGAAAUUGAUUAGGGAAACAGCUGAUGCAAUGGUAUCAACUGGGCUUGCUGCACUAGGAUAUGAAUAUAUAAACCUAGAUGAUUGCUGGGCUGAAUUGGAUAGAGAUUCUCAGGGGAAUUUUGUUCCCAAAGCUUCAUCAUUUCCCUCUGGAAUCAAAGCACUGGCUGAUUAUGUUCAUAGCAAAGGCUUAAAGCUCGGGAUAUACUCCGAUGCUGGAACUCAGACUUGCAGUAAAAAAAUGCCCGGGUCACUAGGAUUUGAAGAAAAGGAUGCCAAAACUUUUGCUUCAUGGGGGAUUGAUUACUUGAAGUAUGAUAAUUGUAACGAUAAUGGGAAAAGCCCAAAGGAAAGGUAUCCUGUAAUGGCGAAUGCUUUACUGAAUUCGGGAAGGUCCAUCUUUUUUUCUCUAUGUGAAUGGGGGGUUGAAGAUCCUGCAACUUGGGCCAAGUCUAUUGGGAACAGUUGGAGAACUACUGGAGACAUUUCUGAUAACUGGGACAGUAUGACUUCGAGGGCAGAUCUUAAUGACAAAUGGGCCGCUUAUGCAGGACCAGGUGGAUGGAAUGAUCCCGAUAUGUUGGAAGUUGGCAAUGGUGGCAUGACUACCGAAGAAUAUCGAUCCCAUUUCAGCAUAUGGGCAUUAAUGAAAGCUCCACUCUUGAUCGGCUGUGACAUUCGUUCAAUGGACAAAGUUACUGUAGAACUGUUAAGCAAUCAAGAGGUCAUUGCAGUUAAUCAGGAUAAACUAGGCGUCCAAGGGAAAAAGAUUAAGGAUAGCGAUUUACAGGUCUGGGCAGGGCUGCUUAGCCAAAACAGAGUUGUAGUAGCACUAUGGAACAGAGGAUCUUCGGAAGCUACAAUUACUGCUUAUUGGUCCGACAUAGGCCUCAAUUCGACAACAAUUGUUGAUGCUCGUGAUUUAUGGGCGCAUUCGACACAAAAGUCUGUCAACGGAAAAAUUUCAGCUAGCGUGAUCGCCCACGAUUGUAAGAUGUAUGUUUUAUCUCCAAAUUGAGAAUGUCCGAGUCCUCAUUGCGGUUUGUACAUGGAGAUACUACUGCAAUACUGAGAAUAAACUACUUCAAAUGUAUGCCUAAUGCUGCAACAUACGUUGAAUAACAUCCAUGAAACUUGCACUGAAAAAUAAAUAAUUCAUUUUUACGAUC
Olea europaea var. sylvestris is the source of this 1576-nucleotide messenger RNA. RefSeq names its product alpha-galactosidase-like. The transcript has 14 exons. Bases 223 to 1425 code for a protein of 400 amino acids. The record is from RefSeq and is a predicted model, not a curated record. NCBI's taxonomy places the organism in Eukaryota, Viridiplantae, Streptophyta, Magnoliopsida, Lamiales, Oleaceae. Gene Ontology annotation, molecular function: hydrolase activity, hydrolyzing O-glycosyl compounds. Gene Ontology annotation, biological process: carbohydrate metabolic process.